GUCGGCCUGAACGAAUACAUCUUCCGACCUAAACUCAUCCUCAUCAGAACAAAAAAAGACAUUUCCUCCUGCCUAUACUAAAGGAACUAAUGAAAGAAAACUUCGUUCUAAAAACUGCGCCAACAUCCCUAGAUAAAUAAAAUCGAGCUAUCUCAAGCGAGGCGUCGGUAUAGCGCCAGUAGUAUACAUCCCAGGGGGGGACCGCCAAGAAUACCCUAGCUGACCCCUCGUUCUUCCCCCAUAUCUCCACACGAGUCCCCCCUUUAUGGUAAUCCACACUAGGACCAGUGACCCAGGUUUAUAAAAGAAACUCGUUGCGACUCCAUCCUCGCAUCCCCGGACUUUCACAAGUUAGGUACCUAAGACGACAAGCAAGUGGCGACCAAAACUUCAACCAUGGACCGCGACCAAGAAAAGGCAGAACUCGACGUCGACCACGUCGAACGAGAAAAGGGUAACUUCUCGGACGCCGUUGACGACGAUAUCGAUGAACAUGAAGGAAAGAAGAUUAUACGGCGAAUUGACCGUCGAUUGGUCGUCAUGGUGGGCCUCUUGUACUGUAUCAGUUUGAUGGAUAGGACGAACCUGUCUUCGGCUGCUACUGCGGGUAUGCUCGAGGACUUGGAGCUUACUGGCAACCGUUAUUCGGUUGCUUCGCUCGUGUUCUUCAUCACUUAUAUCAUAUUCCAACCCCCCUCGACCGUUAUUAUCCGAAAGGUUGGCCCGCGUAUCUUCCUCUCGACUAUCGUCCUAGCAUGGGGCGCAGUGAUGAUCGGGUUUGGAUUCAGCCCGUCGUUCCAGGUCCUCACGGCGCUUAGGAUUCUCCUUGGUGUAUUUGAGGCUGGUUAUUUCCCUGGUUGUGUUUACUUACUGUCGACAUGGUUCACACGUUAUGAAAUGGGCCGAAGAUACUCAAUCUUCUACCUCAUCGGCUGUGUCGCAUCUGCUUGCUCCGGUAUCCUCGCAUUUGGUCUGAUUCAGAUGGACGGCGUCGCGGGCCUCAGCGGUUGGAGAUGGAUCUUCAUCAUCGAAGGUGUUCUUACGUGCCUCCUCGCUUCGCUAGGCUACUGGCUCUUAGUCGAUUUCCCCGAUUCGAAGCGAAAAUCUUGGAAUUUCUUGAGCGAUCGCGAACGCGCAUGGGUUGUAAGGCGAGUUGACGCCGAUCGAGGCGAUGUCGAGGUCCCGAAGUUCAAGUUGAGCCUAUGGUUAAGAGGUGGCAGGGAUUGGAGAGUCUGGUGCUAUGGCCUGAUUUCCUUUUGCUCCAAUACUCUCACCUACUCGUUGGCCUUCUUCCUGCCACUUAUCCUCCGAACGAACUUGAAGUUUAGUACCGGUGCUUCGCUGUGCCUUGUCGCUCCACCAUACGCAUUCUCGGGUAUCUACAUGUACCUCGUGAACUGGGUGGGAGACCGCUUCCAUUUACGUGGACCCGUCUUGAUUGGCAACAUGGUCCUUGCCCUUAUUGGUCUACCUAUCCUCGGAUGGCAUCCGAACAACGGUGUUCGAUACUUCGGAGCUUUCUUCGUGACGGCGGGAGCGACUUGCAACAUCCCGGGCUCGCUGGCAUACCAAGCCAACAACGUUCGUGGGCAAUGGAAACGUGCCUUUACUAGUGCACUGUGGGUUGUGUUUGCUAGUAUCGGUGGUAUUGCCGGCAGUCUCGUAUUCAGAUCCCAAGAUGCUGCUACAGGGUAUAAGCCAGGGCUUUACGCUUGUAUCGCCUGCUGCUUAUUGACCAUCAUCAUUGUAUGCAUCUUGGAUACGUCAUACUACCUUGAUAACAAGAAGGCGGAUCGUGGAGAGAAGCAGCUGGAAGCAGCAGACGACGAGUAUCAACCAGGCUUCCGAUAUACCUAUUAACGAGAUGUAUCUGUCGAGUAAUUUCGCUUGGAGUUCGUUACGAGUCACGAUGGUUACCCCGCGGAAUGUAUCCUAUCGGAGGGUCGGGGCUGUAAGUACUUAGGUAGUAAUCUUGAAUGAGUCAAUUUCAAUUGUGAUGCUCCAAGGACUUAUCACACCACAUGUGCUUUCUAGGGGGUUCAGCUCGGGGGUCUCGUCGUUGUUGCGUUCAUUGUCCGUAUAUGAAGGUUGUUUGAGAGUAGCAAUAGACGAAUGUGACUCAUAAGAUAAAACGUAAUCCUAGGAAUUGGAAGGAUUAGUCGAUAACUGGCCCAAGUCACCACAUUCAGUUAUAUCUUUCUAUAACGUAUCUACUCGA
Hypoxylon trugodes is the source of this 2218-nucleotide messenger RNA. Its product is annotated as major facilitator superfamily MFS-1. Gene Ontology annotation, molecular function: transmembrane transporter activity. The transcript is spliced from 9 exons. Gene Ontology annotation, biological process: transmembrane transport. The coding region runs from base 397 to 1860 and encodes 487 amino acids. The record is from RefSeq and is a predicted model, not a curated record. Gene Ontology annotation, cellular component: membrane. NCBI's taxonomy places the organism in Eukaryota, Fungi, Ascomycota, Sordariomycetes, Xylariales, Hypoxylaceae.